This is a messenger RNA of Prosopis cineraria, 468 nucleotides long. RefSeq lists its product as uncharacterized. Lineage: Eukaryota; Viridiplantae; Streptophyta; Magnoliopsida; Fabales; Fabaceae. Bases 1 to 468 code for a protein of 155 amino acids. The transcript is spliced from 2 exons. Gene Ontology annotation, molecular function: RNA-DNA hybrid ribonuclease activity; nucleic acid binding. The record is from RefSeq and is a predicted model, not a curated record.
AUGUAUUUUGAUGGAGCCGCCGACAUGCAUGGAAAUGGUGUAGGAGCGUGUUUGAAAGUGUUUGGUGAUUCAGCUCUCAUUAUUCAUCAAGUAAUAGGAGAAUGGAGGACAAAGGAUGCAAAAUUGAUUCCCUAUCAAGAACUCUUAACAAAUUUGAUUAAGCAAUUUGAGGUUGUUAGCUUUCAUCACUUAACUCGAGAUAAAAAUCAUUUCGUUGAUGCUUUAGCCACUUUAGCAGCAAUGAUCCAACUUGAUUGUGGAGUCCAUGUCCAACCUAUUCAAGUAGAAGCUAGAAGCUUUCCAGCAUACUGUCUAAAUGUUGAAGAAGAUCAAGAAGAAUAUCCUUGGUUCCAGGAUAUUAAGGACUAUAUCACUAAGAGAUCAUACCCAACUAGAAUGACUGAGAAUGAAAAGAAAACCCUUUGUCGUUUGGCUAUGACAUUCUUUAUCAGUAAAGAUGUUCUAUAG